AUGGGCACGACACAGCAGUACUUACGUCUCACGUUCCACUCGCCUUCAACUCCUCUUGGACGCGAUCCACAGAUUACAGCCAGUCCGCAGACUGACGAUAGAAGACUGCUGAUUGCUAUCAGCGGACUGUCUCGAGAAGUUUGUGGCUCUGGAGUUAAACAGCGCGGGAGAGACGAACUCCGACAAGAGAAGACGGGUCCGCAAUCCCAAGUUUGCGGAAUCGGUACGUCGUCUUCACAACUCGGAGACGAAUUCCAGGCGCUACGAGCCAGAGCAAGGACUAAUCUCUCCUCGUAA
Molecule: messenger RNA, 297 nt
Organism: Knipowitschia caucasica
Lineage: Eukaryota; Metazoa; Chordata; Actinopteri; Gobiiformes; Gobiidae
Source: the annotation of a GenBank genome assembly